Cyclopterus lumpus (lumpfish) is the source of this 2124-nucleotide messenger RNA. Its product is annotated as vesicle transport protein SEC20-like. The transcript has 6 exons. Bases 10 to 696 code for a protein of 228 amino acids. Gene Ontology annotation, biological process: retrograde vesicle-mediated transport, Golgi to endoplasmic reticulum. Lineage: Eukaryota; Metazoa; Chordata; Actinopteri; Perciformes; Cyclopteridae. The record is from RefSeq and is a predicted model, not a curated record. Gene Ontology annotation, cellular component: SNARE complex; endoplasmic reticulum. Gene Ontology annotation, molecular function: SNAP receptor activity.
UUUGGCAACAUGGCGUCCUCAGACGUCCUCCUCCGAAUAUGUGAACAAGAAAUACUCAAAUAUGACCUGGAAGUCAAAGCUCUCAUCCAGGACAUUACUGGGAGCACAGGCCCUCAAAGCAAGCUGACAGAACUGAACACAGAUUUGAAAAAGAGUUUCCACAAUCUCAGGUUGCGGAUUCAGGAUUUUGAGCAGAUGGCUAUGGAGCAGGACAAAGAGUCAGACAAGCAAGCUCUGAUCAGUCAAGUAGAGGGACACAGAAAACAGAUGCUGAGUAACCAGACAGGUUGGAGGAAAGCCAACAUGGCCAGCAAACUGUCCAUAGACAAUAUGGAAAAGCAGGCACUUCUUAAUGGAGCAGAUAGUGGUGUGAGGCAGAGGAAGAUGACCAAGGAGGACCUGGGCCAGGCCACCAGUGACAUUACAGAGAAUCUCAUGAGCAUCAGCCGGAUGAUGGCGCAGCAGGUUCAGCAUAGCGAGGAGACCAUGACGUCACUAGCAACCUCCUCAAGGACAAUCCAAGAGACCAACGAGGAGUUUAAAACCAUGACGGGGACCAUCCAGCUCGGGAGGAAACUCAUCACCAAGUACAACCGCAGAGAGCUCACUGAUAAACUGCUCAUCUUCCUGGCGCUCGCCCUCUUCCUCGCCACAGUGCUCUACAUCCUCAAGAAGAGGCUUUUCCCCUUCCUAUAGACCAGGUACCUUCCUGGGGAGCUCUCCUAUUACAACAUGCUGUACUUUCCAUGGUAGUGCAAAGGAUUUAAACAACCCCGACUGCUGCGUGUCGUAUUACACACACCAGUGUCUGCCCGGUGGAAUGUGGACCGCUCAUUCUGCUGAACUAGGGUGACAUAUUGUCCACAAAGGGUGAAGAUAAAACAAUAGUUCCGUGCAGUGUUGUAUUUAUCGAGAAGGUUUUGGUUCAACUUACAAAGAGGAAUCAUUCGUUUUCGUGGAAAAAAGAAAACCUACACAAAAUGUGUCAGACAUCCAUCUUUGGUUAGUGUGACAGUGAUGCUGCGCAUCACUUUUAAUUAAAUCAAUUAUGAGAGGAGAUGGACGACCCAUAAUGAUCAUUUCUUUUUUACAUUCCUGUGGAAGAUAUCCAGUACGGUUUUGUUUUCAUUAAUAUGUAUUCCCAUAUCAAAGGUGUGCGUGUGUGUAAAACAGCACUUGAUUCUUAAGUACUGGAAUUAAUUCUCAGACUCCUAAAAUAUUCUCUCACCUUACUUGAAUGAUGAAGAAUGAACUGUGUUGUCAUGGCUGCAUAUAAUGUACUGAAUGCAGAAAAACUCAUCAGAUGAAAAGAAAGAAUAAUAAUGUGAAUAGAUGAUCACAAAACAAGUGCUUCUCAUUUAAGCAAUGCUAUUGUAGUAUACCAUACUUUUAAUUAUCAAUCAACUGCUGUUAAAUUUCACAAUAUUAAGGACGUAUAUUAUGGGAAAAAUAUUAGGACACAGAAACAGUGGCCUCCUUCAUAUAUUCCUCACUAACAGAUGUUUUAACCAAACUGUUUUUUGUGCAUGAUGUACAAGCACUAUGUUUAAUUGAUAUUUAUAAGGUUUAGUUUGAGGUAUAAUUUAUGACAGUAUUAUAGUGAAUUAAUGCUACUUAUUACAAAUACAGUAAUUUAAAGGACUUAACUUAACUUUGAAUACAAGCCAUACUGUAGUCUUGGUGUGUGUUUCACCAGCUGGAUAAUCAGAACAGUGUUUUUUUAUUGUGUAUGUUCACUUUCCAUUGUCUCCAUGUUUUAUGCAACAAAAAAAAGAAAAGAGAAAAAAAGAAGAAGAAAAAAAACGAGUUUGCACACCUCCCUCCAUCUCCGUCCGUGUCAGCUUGGCUCUGGUCUGCAGCGGAGCAGAAAAAGCUCAGAAAAGCAGCCGUGUUCAUCACACUGGCAGAGCUAGAGCAGCAUGCAUCCCUGCCUUUCUUCAGAUAAGACCCGGAAAAGCAGAUUAUUCCGACCCGUUUCCCCUCUCCCUUUCCAGUGUGGGUGGAGGGUGAGGGGGGAUAUUUUUAGGUUUGUGUGGUGCCGUUAUCUGACGUUGCCUUUUCAACACCUCGGAGGAGAGGGUGGCCAGAGGAGCUACAUGACCUUGCUACCCUCUCUGCAAUUGC